AUGCAGUUCACAAGACCCGUUGAGGUCAAAGAGACGCUCGAUGCCUUCGUCACCGAGAACGCUGAUGGGCUUCGACAGUUAAAGCAAUAUAUUCUCAAGCAAGAGAUUGGCAAAGGCGCCUUUGGAAAAGUUCAUCUUGGUGUUGACGAGAACACUGGUACUCCCUAUGCUGUCAAAGAGUUCAGCAAAUCCAAACUCAGGAAGAAGGAUAAGACAAAUCUUUUCAAAUUGGGUCCCCGCGGACGUGGUCGUGGCAUGAGAGGACCCUCUGCACCCAGUCCAACCUCUACAGCAGAGUCUUCACCCCUUGAUCUGAUUCGUGGUGAGAUUGCUAUCCUCAAGAAAUUGAAUCAUCCCAACAUUGUGAAGCUGUACGAAGUCCUCGAUGUAGCUAACGAUGAUUCGAUGUACAUGGUCUUUGAAUUUUGCGAGAAGGGUGUAUUGAUGCCCGUAUCUUUGACGAAAACAUUCAACAAGAGCCUUUUUACGGAUGAAAUGUGCCGCGAUUUGUUCCAGCAGAUCGUUCUUGGAAUUGAAUACCUUCAUGAGCACGACAUCAUCCACCGCGACAUUAAGCCUGACAAUUUACUGCUCACAGAGGGAAACAUCGUCAAGAUUGUUGACUUUGGAGUAUCCGAGAUGUUUGACAAAAAGGGCAAUGACAUGACCAAGAAAUCUGCAGGAAGUCCGGCAUUUAUGGCUCCAGAGCUCUGCCGUCAUGAUCACGGAGAAGUUUCUGGACGUGCGACAGACAUCUGGUCUAUGGGUGUGACUUUAUACUGUCUUCGGUAUGGUCGUCUUCCAUAUGUCUCCGAGUCAAUUUUGGAAAUGCAGAGGAUUAUUCACUUGAUCGAAGGUCUUCUUGAAAAAGAUCCAACUAAGCGUGUGACUAUCGAUCAGCUCAGGGAUGACCCAUGGCUAACCAACAACGGCAACGACCAAUUGAUCAGUAAAGAAGAAAACACGAUACAUGCAGUGACAGAGGUCACAGAGGAGGAUCUUCGUGGUGCCAUUCAAAAAAUCAAUGGAUUAGUGACAGUGGUAAUCUUUUGA
Molecule: messenger RNA, 1053 nt
Organism: Lobosporangium transversale
Lineage: Eukaryota; Fungi; Mortierellomycota; Mortierellomycetes; Mortierellales; Mortierellaceae
Product: kinase-like domain-containing protein
Exons: 6
Coding region: 1-1053 (350 amino acids)
Biological process (GO): autophagy; peptidyl-serine phosphorylation
Cellular component (GO): cytoplasm
Molecular function (GO): ATP binding; protein serine/threonine kinase activity
Source: RefSeq, a predicted model, not a curated record